AUGCAGCGCCACCAUGUCUCCGCCGUGUCUUUUUUAAUCUUAUUCUUCUUCAGACUCAUGCUAGUAUGCGGUGAGGGACAACCUCAGAGCAGUGUCCUCGAUCGACAUUGGUAUCCAGGAACCGCCACCUGGUACGGCGACCCGGAAGGAGACGGUAGCACUGGAGGAGCAUGUGGGUAUGGUAGCUUGGUGAACGUGAAACCAUUCAGGGCAAGGGUAGGUGCAGUGGGGCCAGUAUUGUUCAUGAACGGGCAAGGGUGUGGUGCUUGCUAUAAGGUGAAGUGCUUGGACCCCAGCAUAUGUUCGAAGCGAGCCGUGACGGUUAUAAUUACCGAUGAGUGUCCUGGUUGCCCCUCCGACCGAACACACUUCGACCUUAGUGGCGCCGCCUUUGGCCACAUGGCUGUUGCUGGCGAGAACGGUCAACUCAGGAACCGAGGUGAAAUCCCAGUCAUUUACCGAAGAACAACAUGCGUGUAUCCUGGAAAAAAUAUUGCCUUCCUUGUUAAUGAAGGAUCCACACCUUAUUGGCUAUCACUUCUGGUGGUGUUUGAGAAUGGAGAUGGGGACAUUGCCUCCAUGCAUAUACAAGAGGCAGGGUCUAGUGAGUGGAUACAGAUGAAUCAUCUAUGGGGUGCAAAUUGGUGCAUUAAUGGUGGACCUUUAAGAGGGCCUUUCUCUGUGAAGCUAACCACAUCCACAGGAAGAAGCCUCACUGCCAAAGGUGUUAUUCCAAGCAAUUGGUCUCCAAAGGCCACUUAUACUUCUCGCUUAAAUUUCUUUCCUUAG
This is a messenger RNA of Gastrolobium bilobum, 789 nucleotides long. Its product is annotated as expansin-B3-like. The coding region runs from base 1 to 789 and encodes 262 amino acids. Gene Ontology annotation, cellular component: extracellular region; plasmodesma. The record is from RefSeq and is a predicted model, not a curated record. The transcript has 4 exons. Gene Ontology annotation, biological process: sexual reproduction. NCBI's taxonomy places the organism in Eukaryota, Viridiplantae, Streptophyta, Magnoliopsida, Fabales, Fabaceae.